Molecule: messenger RNA, 495 nt
Organism: Archocentrus centrarchus (flier cichlid)
Lineage: Eukaryota; Metazoa; Chordata; Actinopteri; Cichliformes; Cichlidae
Product: putative protein TPRXL
Exons: 2
Source: RefSeq, a predicted model, not a curated record
ACAUCAUCAUCAACAUCAUCAACAUCAUCAUCACCAUCAUCAUCAACAUCAUCAUCACCAUCAUCAUCAACAUCAUCAACAUCAUCAUCAUCAUCAUCACCAUCAUCAUCAACAUCAUCAUCACCAUCAUCAUCAACAUCAUCAUCACCAUCAUCAUCACCAUCAUCAUCACCAUCAUCACCACCAUCAUCACCAUCAUCAUCAACAUCAUCAACAUCAUCAUCAUCAACAUCAUCAUGAUCACCAUCAUCAUCACCAUCAUCAACAUCAUCAUCAUCAACAUCAUCAUCAUCGUCAUCAUCAUCGUCAUCGUCAUCAUCACCAUCAUCAACGUCAUCGUCAUCGUCGUCAUCAUCAACAUCAUCACCAUCAUCAACGUCAUCGUCAUCGUCAUCGUCGUCAUCAUCAACAUCAACAUCAUCAUCAUCAUCAACAUCAUCAUCACCAUCAUCACCACCAUCACCACCAUCAUCACCACCAUCAUCACCAUCAUCA